CCGUUGGUUCAAUAGCACUAGUGGCACUAUUGUUAGUUGGGAGACCCCGAGCACACCGUCGCGUUAAAUAAUUAUUAAAUUUUCCAUCAGUUAAGAGAGAUUUCGGUAAAAUGUGUGAGCAGUACUGUGACAAGUUUGAGACCUUCAAUCCGGAGGUCGAGUUUGCCAAGUUCCAAAAACGCAAGCCCAUCGUGAGGACUGCCCAGCUCUACGAGAAUCUGCACAAGCGGGAGGAUAUCAAGUGUCCCUACAGCUUCAAGGGCUAUGGCGUGGAGACGGACUCCAAUACCAUGUACCGCACCUGCAACUCGGAAUACGGUUACUAUGCCCCCAAUGCCUAUACCAUCCCCAAGCGUUUCUAUCCACUUCCCCAGAAUUUCUCCAACGAAGUCGUUCGUUUCGGCAUGUAUCGCAAUUUCUCCCUCAACACCCAUAUGGAUCGCACCUUCUACUAAGAAUUGGCUUCAAAU
Messenger RNA from Drosophila suzukii, 470 nucleotides. Its product is annotated as piercer of microtubule wall 1 protein. Gene Ontology annotation, biological process: axoneme assembly. The record is from RefSeq and is a predicted model, not a curated record. Lineage: Eukaryota; Metazoa; Arthropoda; Insecta; Diptera; Drosophilidae. Gene Ontology annotation, cellular component: axonemal microtubule.